This is a messenger RNA of Pyrenophora tritici-repentis Pt-1C-BFP, 276 nucleotides long. NCBI's taxonomy places the organism in Eukaryota, Fungi, Ascomycota, Dothideomycetes, Pleosporales, Pleosporaceae. The record is from RefSeq and is a predicted model, not a curated record.
AUGGCCGCACUCAAGGUUGACGCGGAUACGUUCACUGAUAUGCAUUCCGCCAAAGCCCGGUUGGCUAUAAAUGCCAGGACCCGCCGUACGGCCUUACCCGAACACCACAGAUUCCAAGGAAAGGAGCAUACUAGCUGCUUCAGCACCUCGUCAUUGAUGUUCACAUCAGAAGCUCCAGAAGCCAUCAAUAAUGGCUCCCUUGAGAGGGGCGUAGUGUUGAAUGCAAAGGGGGAAUGCGGAAGAACGAGGGGUCAGCAAAUGAUCCGCAUCGACUAA